UCGGUCACUCUGUCGUGGAGACAUCGAGGUGACGGCUGCCGAGAGGAAGAACAGCGCACUCCUGCAAGAACCCUCACCGACUUACCCUCUGGCUCUUCGCUCACCCUUCGAGACCGCAAGGGCACAACAGGCGAUACCAGUUUACACGACGAGAUUCGAGAUGAUGCUAUCGGUACGAAGCGCGAUCGCACUGGCGUUGGUGCUCCUCGUCCUGGCGGAAUGGUCGGCGGCGAUGCCAGCCACCGAUAAGGACAAAGAGCGGCUUCUGAACACCGUGGACCUGAUAGACGACGACGGCAGCAUCGAGACAGCCCUGAUAAAUUACCUGUUCACCAAGCAGAUCGUGAAGCGCCUCCGCAAUCAACUGGACAUUGGCGAUUUACAGCGUAAACGGAGCUACUGGAAGCAGUGCGCCUUCAACGCUGUGUCCUGCUUUGGUAAAUAGGCGCCUGGUUCGCCUGGAACGGGGGAGAAACGGGAGAGAUGCGUCCAAGAGUUCGUCGUACAUGGCUACCGUCGAGGAGUUUAGGGAUGCAAAGCGCGAAGAAUCUUACAAUUAAAAGAAUCACUUUGAGGCCCGCUUCUACCAAUGUCGUUUAACUUUAACCGUAGUUUAACCCACUCUUCGUCCUUUUCUAACUACCUGCCUUAGAAAGAGACGAAGAGUGAGUUAAUCGAAGAUUAAAUUAACUAGACUUUGGUCGAAGUGGCCCUAAGUCUAUCCAACUCCAAAUGACAAGGUUGACAACGUGCGUCAAUUUUUAUCGACUUGACGUUAGCAAAUGACAUGAUUUAUGAUACACUUUAAUUUAACAAUGUUAAUGGCAAUUAAUAGUAUUAAUGGCAACUAGCAGGAAUAAUUUAGCAUUAAGGAAUAAUACGGAGCGUAGGGACUGCGUCUCGUCGCUCCUUAAAAUUCGCUUCGUGUCUAGCAGGAGAACUUGCGUGACGUCGUUGUUUGUUAAUGUUUCGUAGAAACGUACAACAUUAGUAGAGAACAUAAUUCUGCGCGAUUAGACGUUUUAUUAGCUUCAAUGAUCGCCGAUCCGUGCCCGAUCGAAUUCCCUCCGCGACGUCCCUUCGGCCGGUUGCGCGUAAAUUAGAUCAAUCAGCGCUAUCAGAUUAGGUGAAAACUAGCGUUGCAUGAGAAUAGGUACACCGCGGGAGCGAUUUAUCGGACGGAGAGAGGCGAGUUUACGAGGAGAAUCUCGAUGAAACGCCCGACGAUUAUUAAAACUUCUCGUCGGGCGUUUAUCCGCAACCGUUCAUCCGCGUUCCUGAACUUUCCGACCGUAGGAUGGAAGGGAAGACGAGGGAAGGAAGAAAGAAAACCUUCUUUAUCUCCUAACAAGCUGUCCGACUUAGAGCUUUCAAGAUCAAGUAGCUGCGAGAGUCACUUGUGCUCUCGAACUGUCUUCGCAUUAAUUUCCCCGGAGGAGAUGACGAGCUUAUAAAAUGAGCGGAAACAGAAUUAAGGGCGAACGAUGAGGCAAUGAAGCGAGGGCGCAACGGGACGACGCACGUCGAACGCGAAUACAUAUCAGAGAGUACCGAAGGGUGCAUGUGCCCCGAGUUUAACUCUAUUUUUUUCCACCCGUUCUAUCCACGCCCGGCGCUGUUUAUAAUCGACACCGUUAUGCGAUUCAAUUAAUGUGUAAUCUCAUUUGCUUGUUGUCGAUGUCUCGUCUGUGAAUGUCACUCUCUGCGUUCCCCGUCUGUGAAUCAUUAAACGAUUAUAAUUG
Ooceraea biroi (clonal raider ant) is the source of this 1742-nucleotide messenger RNA. RefSeq names its product allatostatin C. NCBI's taxonomy places the organism in Eukaryota, Metazoa, Arthropoda, Insecta, Hymenoptera, Formicidae. The record is from RefSeq and is a predicted model, not a curated record.